ACAUCUCCUGUUCACCUUUAACUGUCCGCAACUGCCCAACAGGCAGUGUGUGCGCCCAACUGACACCUUGUAGAAACAGAGAGGAUGCAUUAGACUAUUAUUUUGCUGAUCUUUUCUAUACAUUUUUGUGAUUAUUUUAAGUUCAAGUGGAUUUUUCAGUAUUUCAAAGGCCCUUUGGGUUACGGUGGCAUUGCUGUGCUCAAGGUUGUCCUGUGUACAAUGGGGGUCAAAGCAGCUCUUCCGAGGUACGAGCUCUACAUGUAUAAUGUGGUGCUGUGUAUGGCAAUGCUCUGGGCUGCCAGAUGGAUAUUUGACGUGUCCAGCUCAAAUUCCAACAAAAAAACCUUCAAGACCAGUGUUCAGCCAGGAUGGUACUACUCUGGCAGAAAGAUGGAUACAGCUGACGUUGAGUGGAUGAUGUGGUUCUCCACCUUCAGAGUGCAUAUCAUCUUUGCACUCUCAGGUCAUGUGAUCUUUGCCAAGAUCUGCUCCUUGCUGGCUCCGCAGUACAGAUCUCUGGUGUUCAUGGUGUACGGUAUGCUGGCAGUUUUCAGCAGUAUGGGCUGGGCUUACGUCAUGCUCAUCCUGUCUCACUGUGUGCUGCUCUAUAGCAUCUCUCUGGUCAAGCUCAGAUGGCUCUGCUUCGUUGCUGGACUCACUACAUUGGCUACUUUCAAAAUGGAGCCCUUCAUUUCCUGGCAGGCAUGUUUUGUGACUGGCAAUUUUGAUCUCCGUCCUCUUCUGUUCUACGGCGGCUGUGGUUUCACCGUCAUGCGCUGUAUGAGUUUUGCUCUUGAGAACUGUGAGAGAAAAGAUGGAAACUACAGCAUCCUGGAGCUUCUCAAGUACAACUUUUACCUCCCCUUCUUUUACUUCGGACCCAUCAUGACCUUCGACAAGUUCUACAUUCAGGCCAAUAACCCUGACCUGACAAGGAAGGACGGGGAGAUGUGGAACAUUUCCAUCCAGGCCCUGCUACACCUGGGGGUUAUUAUGAUAGUGGCAGUCCUCUUUCACUUCAUGUACAUUCUGACCAUUCCUAAUGACAUGAAGCUCCUUAAACACAUCUCUGACUGGGCCCUCGUUGGAUUGGCCUACUUAAAUCUGGUGUAUGAUUGGGUGAAAGCGGCAGUGAUGUUUGGAGUGAUAAACACAGUAUCAAGACUGGAUUACCUGGACCCUCCCAAACCCCCGAAAUGCAUUACAAUGCUUUAUGUUUUCUCUGAGACACACUUUGAUCGAGGAAUAAACGAAUUUCUAUGCAAGUAUGUUUAUAACUAUCUAGGCGGAAAACAUGAGAACGUUUUGGAUGAGCUGAUAGCCUCUCUGUGCACGUUUGGCAUCACGGCCCUCUGGCUGGGACCAAGCUGGGUGGUUUUCAUCUGGUCUUUCUUAAACUGCUUUGGCCUUAAUUUUGAAUUGUGGACCACACAACUCUUCUCCAUGGAACCUUUUAUUUCAAUUGAGAUGGCGAUAUCAGAUUCUAUGUCGCGCAGGAUCAGGGCUGUGUUUAAUACCUUCAACUUCUGGACAAUCGUCCUUUACAAUGUCCUGGCCCUGAACAGUCUUGAAUUUGCCAAACUGGUUGCAAAUAGAUUGUUACUUAAAGGUUUCCCCUUCACCACCAUUACUGUGAUGUUCGUCACCUACUGCUUGAUUCAGCUGAUCAAGGAAAAGGAAAGAAGACAGGCUUUGAUUGACGAUCCAGACCCAAUCCCAAUCCCAAUCCCCAUCCCCCCUCCAGCCCCUGUUCCUGCACCCACUUCCACAGACCCCAGCACCACCCAGAUGGACGCUGCUGCCACCCAGCCUGUGGACCCGAACAAGCAAAAGGCAGAGUAGAGAUUACACAUGAUGGUUACAUUU
Molecule: messenger RNA, 1866 nt
Organism: Rhinichthys klamathensis goyatoka
Lineage: Eukaryota; Metazoa; Chordata; Actinopteri; Cypriniformes; Leuciscidae
Gene: hhatlb
Product: hedgehog acyltransferase like, b
Exons: 12
Coding region: 220-1842 (540 amino acids)
Biological process (GO): negative regulation of N-terminal protein palmitoylation
Cellular component (GO): endoplasmic reticulum
Molecular function (GO): acyltransferase activity
Source: RefSeq, a predicted model, not a curated record